CACUACCAGCAAAGUGAAAUGUUUAUGUACAUGAACCAUACCUUCUGCUAAAACAAUAUCCAUUUGAAUUAGCUUGUUGGGCUAAGGUCAUCUAUUGAAAGAAAAAUCUUUUGUUCUAUAGCUUUUUAAUUUUCAUGAUUUCCUAUUAUUUUCUGCUCAAAAUUUGCAUAUGCUUUUCUUAUGAAUUAUUUAUUUUUCAUUUACAUAUAACCCUUAAAGAAACCUCAAAAUUAAACAUUUUAAAUAUGUAAAAUUAAAUUAAUAUAUAUACCAUAUUACUUAAGAUUUUAUAUUUUCAAAACUUAUCAACAUAUUACAAGUUAUAAAAAUGCAAGAUCGCCAACGAAAAUCAUGUUAUUGGUUCAUACGCAAUUUAUUUCAACCUAUUGCUUGUCGGACCCAAAUAGUUAAUCGGACUUUAGCAACUAGACAAUGAUAAGUAGUAAGAAGGUUUGAGACAUGCAGACGAGAGCGAUUAAAACCGCAACCAUCUUCAUGAAUUUGGCGGCCGCCUGCCUUCUGAUUGUCCUUGGCAUAAUCACGAUGUCUAUGGCGUUCAGAACACGCUCGUGCUGUGUUGGUGGGUUUCUGCUAGUGGUUGCAGGUUUGGGUCUCUCCUACUUCUAUGCAGCUCCUGUCAGAAAGGCAUUCAAGAUGGUGGGAUUUGAUCUCACAGGUACAGCUGCCACAGACAGCACACCCUUCAGGUUUAGGACGGUGACUUUACCACCUGGACAGUGACUUUAGCCCACAAAACUCGGUGUUGUGACAUGGAUGUCAGAGUGUGUAGUCAAAGCUGUCCAAUCAUCAAGUGUUCCAGGCAUUUUAGCUGCACUUGGUUUAGCUUACAACACCAUUCUUAUUGAACUCACCAGAAGUUGGUAUUGAAACCAUUUUGCAACUAGAGAAUCAGACAAUCUUGUAAACAAAAUUUGAUGAGGCCAUGAGAGGGUGUUUUGUUAAAAGAUAAACUAUGGGGAUAGAAAUAGAGAAGUGAGGAACAUGAAUGUCUAACUUAACAAUAAUAACUCUCAAGUAAGUUAGCUCCACAAGCAUCACUCUCUUAUCUCUCUCUCCGCCCUUCAUCUUCAAGAUUAUUAUCACUUGAUCACCCUUCGAUCUCCCUCUACACCUCGUCCUCAACCGUCCGAUCACUCUCCAUCUCCUCUCCUCGAGUCACUCUAAGCGCCACCGCCCCAUCCUCGCCGGAGAAACAGAGCAAUCCUCAAAAGAAUAGAAAAACUAUUCACUAGUUCUCAUCAUGGCUGAGGACAAAAGAUCUUUCUUCUUUGCUGACAUACUACGAAGUUCGAACUCUUAGUUCGCAGUUUCUUCUGACUCAAGGAAUCAACCCAUGGAACACUAUUUCAAUUCUUUCUCAUGAACAAGAUGUGCCGUAGAGAAUAAGAUCAGCCAACAGAGUUUCUUUCUCUAUUUUCCUCUAAUAACAACAGAGAAGAGAGAAGAGAACCUAAACUCCCCAAACAAGAAAAACCACAAAAUGUCCUUAAUCCAAGAGCAAAGAAGAGGGACAUAGAAGAGGAAGGAAUGGCUGUUAAGUAAAUUUCAUGGAGAGUACAAGAUAGAGAGGGCUGUCUGAGGACUGUACGUUUGUGUGGUAAUGGUUUGGUUUGAAGAUUUUAGAAGGGUCCAUGUGGAUCAGACACAUCUUUAGGGCAAAACAAAUAAUUCCAAAAUGAAGUAGACACAUCUUUUCACCAUAUACGUAAGUUUAUAAACCCUUUUAUACACACUUCCAAAAAAAAAUAUAUAUAUAGGAAUUGGUAAUCUUCCAUUUUUAAUAUAAAUAACAAAAAAGAAGGAAAGAGCUUAAUUAAUCAAUUUUACAAAUUUGCCAAUUUGCCAAAAUAGCUUGUUACACAGCCCUACUUACCUUGUUACACAAGGUCGUACAAAAAAAACCUAGCUUCUUUCUCCAAAACCACCUUACAAUUAAUUACACCGCUUCUCACGGAGUUGCAUGCAGCUGGCGUAUCAAUGUCUAUGCAAGGCCCUAUAGUCCCCACAGACAGUAACACAAGCAUCUCUUACUUUUUGCAAGUAUAAUCUGAAUCUCUAUGUCUUAUUGAAUGUGUGGAUUCUCUCUGGCAGUAUUACUUGGAGAAGAAAUCACCAAAAGUGAAGGCGAAGUUAAAGAUCGAUGUUAAAAGCAGAGAAAGAAGCGAGGAAGAAGCAGAAGAUGCAGGCGUUUCAACAGGCUAAACAAAGGCCAGCAAGAACUCCAAGAGUCGCAACAUAUUUUAUUCUGGAUUCAGAUUGUAUAAAUAUACUUUUUUCAGAUAAGGAACGAUUAAGAAACUUAACUGCCUCAGAAUUGGAUUAGAGGUUGAUCACUUGUAGCCAGAUUCGAUACCAGUAGUUAGCUGAGCACAUUUAUCUGGAACCGAGGAACCGAACCGGAAAAAUUGAAACAUAGCACCAAAAACUGACACGAUUAGUUUUUUUUUUAAUGUAAUGUUUAACUAAUUAAAAGACAGAUUAGCUUCAAAAGUCAAUUGUAGGUGUUAACGCAGGAACCGUUCAAACCAAAAUGUGUUUGUUAUGCUUCUCUUGAUGCUAGAAACAUGGCACCAACUCCCUCUCUUUGUCUCUUCUAUCAUUUCCUUUUGACCCUCUGAAUGCUUUUUACUUCAACAACAUAUAGACAUGAAGGAAUCAUUAAGAAUCAGAUUUGGUUUCUCAUUCUUAUUCUUCAUCCUCAUCAUCUUGAUCAUCUCAUGGGGGAUUUCACCAGUAUCUUCAGAUGAGGGUGUCGCCAGGAAAGAAGAGAAUCCGUCGCUUUUAAAGAUCAUAUGUGGGAUUUGUGGCGCAAUGCAGAAGAUCCAGAUGAAGCUUUACCCUCCAAAUCUUGAUUUUAGAAGCAACAGCGACAAAAACAACAAGGACGGAGGAGAAGAGAAAGGAGAGAAAGUGAAAGAGGCGGCGACAAGGAGCCUUGAAGUAAGCAAAGAAGCUAUUGAAGACUCUGCAAAACUAGCAGGUGGUGUUGUAGGAGAAAUAGUUCACAAAACAGCUGAGAAAGUCACCAAACAAACCUCACAUGAUGAAAUGUAAUCACCUCAUAAUGUUAGUAAACAAUUCAGAUCCAAAUACCAUUUGCCAUUUCAAAAGGAACCAAUCAUAGCGUUAAAAAACUUUGGUACACUGUGAAGUACAUGAAAUACCUAGAACAGAGACGAUAUAAAAAGCUUGAAUGCUCAAAACUUUUCCUCAAAAAUAUUUUUACUAAGAAUCGUUUAAACAGACUCAACAACUCUGUCUAAUCAGAUUUCUGUGACUACACACAACCGUGUAUCACGAUUGACCAAUUUCUAGCUACCCAAACGUGAGAACUACAACCUCUUACAGUUCUCUCGUUUAUCACUCUUUCUCUCAAAACUCUAAUGCCUUGAUAUUUUUUCUUAGAAAGUGUACUUCUUUCUUAGGUUCCAUCCUCCUUAUAUACCACUGCGUGUAAAAAUUCUUCAUAAUCUUCUUUCCAUAUCUUUCUCUUGUUUCCAUAACCGUGAUCUAGUAUCAUCCAAGUCACUAAACCAGCUAUCACAUCAGUUGAUACUCUGAACCGGAACCAGCUUGAACCGGCUUCAAUCAUCACUCGAAAUCUUGAUUCAACAGUACAAAGAUUAAUAAACCUGAAUCAGCAACCACCAAAGACUCGAACUUGGGCCACAUAAUGGCGCCAAGAUCUGCCCUUUCACGUUCCCUUCCUACACUUCCUUCAUUCUCACACUGUUCAAUCAAAUCCCCAGCGUGCCGGUUCCAAUCCAAACCCAGAAGAAACAGAGCUUCCGGAGACACUCUAGCAACCUCUGAUUCCUCAAAAGUUAAAAAAGACUUUAUUAGGGAUAUAUAUCACAUUGGAAAUUACGAGGGACAUUAACUAAUAUAUAAAAGUUUAGGAUCAAUCCACUAGUCACCGAUUAGUUUUAAGUUGGAAGACCAUAAUAAACUCGAAUCUAAUAGACUUUUUAUGAUUCAAUCACCACACGCCGAUACUAAUCAAAAUCCCCGGAAAUCAAUACUAAAAAGUUACUGAAAUCGAUCGAGAGAAGCAUCAGAGAUCGGAGAUCCAUAGACGCACCAAUGGAUUCCUUCGAAAUUACUAAAAGAUAAAAGUGUCUCUGAGGUUUUGGCGGGAGAAGAACAAAUGAAACGACGACUCCCUUUUCUGUUUAACUUGCUAAAAUGUAGAAGAUGACAUCGGUUCGGUUCUAUUUACCGGGUUAUAACAAACCGGAUCCUAAUCAAACCAGUUAAACCAAAUCCGUUAGUUAUGUUAUUGUUAACCGUAAUCGUUGACCUCGCUGGCGCGUAAAAGUUGUUACCGCAGACAUGCUUUUCAACCGAGGUAAAAUUUUGUCAUCUGGUUUUAUAUUCCACACACGCGUAGUAUUUAUGCUAAAUUACAUUAAAUUAAUAUUGGUUUACUCUUUUAAGCUAACAAAUGUUUAAAUCAAUGAAAAUAUUAAUCGUAAACCUCAUCAACUAAUUAAUAAGAUUAUUCACAAACUCUAAUAGAUUAAUCUGAGUUUCAGUCCAAACUUCCUUGUUAAUAUACAUAUACUUCCCAAGUGAAAAUCGAGUUCAUAUUUUAAGCAAUCGAGUUCAUAUUUUAAGCAAUCAUGUGAUUUUUUUUCUUAAAACUUUCACUACCAGAAGAGA
Molecule: messenger RNA, 4683 nt
Organism: Brassica napus (rape)
Lineage: Eukaryota; Viridiplantae; Streptophyta; Magnoliopsida; Brassicales; Brassicaceae
Exons: 2
Coding region: 2668-3075 (135 amino acids)
Source: RefSeq, a predicted model, not a curated record